CCCAGCACCUGCUUUAACCUUUACCAUUGUUACAACCAGGAGCGGACUGACCAUUUGGAAACUCGGGCACUGCCCAAGGGCCCGGGGUCAGUAGGGGGCCCCAUGAGAUGCCCCUGGUAUCUUUUUCAUAGGCUUUUUUUAAUUUGGGCAAGGACACAGGGGCCCCAUGAUCCCCUAUUGCCCGGGGGCCCCUGGAGUUGUCAGUCCGCCCCUGGUUACCAGUGUUCAUCAGUGCAGGUUAUCAGAGCCCAUCAGAGUGGCCUAUCAGUGCCCAGCAGUGCCGCCUAAUUAGUG
Molecule: messenger RNA, 294 nt
Organism: Staurois parvus
Lineage: Eukaryota; Metazoa; Chordata; Amphibia; Anura; Ranidae
Source: the annotation of a GenBank genome assembly